ACCAAGCUGCACGAUUCCCGUCCACAGGUUCCGGCCCUCGUCGAUGUAGAAGUAUCCCCAAGAAAUCCGGCCACCCUCCCCGCGCGGAUCGACCCGAGGGUGCCCCCACCCUCUCGCGUCGAUCCCGCUAUGGGAAUGCUCUCGUCGGCGGCGAAGAGAUGCAGCAACGGCAAGAAGCUCCUCCGCAGCGCGGGCGCGUGCUGCGGCACGUCGUCCGACGCCGCGUGUGGUGGUGUCCGCGGCAAGGAAGAGGCGUCGACGUCCGCGCCGGCGCCGUCGCCGCCUUCCUCACCGGAUAGCAAGAAGAAGAGGUGGAGGAAGCGGAGGUUCUGGAGGAAGAAGAAGAAGAAGGCGAAGAAGGAGGGCGACGACGGCGGUGACAUGGCGGAUCUCGUGAACAACAUUUCGGUCAAGCCGGACGUUUCCAAGAACGGGGAUGCGGAGGAGGAGACCCUACGGGGAGGGAAACAGAACAUGCCGAGCCGGGCGUUGAAGUUCAAACAGCUGAGCGUCGCGACCAACGGGUUCAGCGAGAAGAACCUGCUCGGAGAAGGCGGCUUCGGCCGGGUGUACAAAGGCCGGCUCCCGGACACCAAAGAGGUUAUCGCCGUGAAGCAGCUGGACAGGGACGGGUUCCAGGGCAACCGCGAGUUCCUGGUCGAGGUGCUGAUGCUGAGCCUCCUGCACCACCCCAACCUCGUCAAGCUACUGGGCUACUGCACCGACUCCAACCAGCGGAUCCUGGUCUACGAGUACAUGCCCAAGGGUUCACUGGAGGACCAUCUCCUGGACCUGCCCCCGAACUGGAAGCCUUUGCCGUGGCACACGCGGAUGCAGAUCGCGGUGGGCGCGGCCAAGGGCAUCGAGUACCUGCACGAGGUGGCCAACCCGCCGGUGAUCUACCGGGACCUCAAGGCGUCCAACAUCCUCCUGGACAGGGACUUCAACUCCAAGCUCUCCGACUUCGGGCUCGCCAAGCUGGGGCCCAUGGGCGACCAGAGCCACGUCAGCACCAGGGUCAUGGGCACGUACGGCUACUGCGCCCCCGAGUACGCCAUGACCGGCAAGCUCACCAAGAUGUCCGACAUCUACAGCUUCGGCGUCGUGCUGCUCGAGCUCAUCACCGGCCGCCGCGCCAUCGACGUCGACAGGCCGUCCGAGGAGCAGGUCCUCGUCCACUGGGCGUGGCCUAUGCUGAGGGACAAGAAGAGGUUCAUGAGGCUGGCUGACCCGUUGCUGGGCAGGAGGUACCCCGUGAAGGGGCUGUACCAGGCGCUCGCCGUCGCGUCCAUGUGCCUGCAGGAGGACGCGGCCAGCCGGCCGGGGAUCAGCGACGUGGUCGCGGCGCUCUCGUUUCUCGCCGACCAGACAUACUAUCCUCCGGAGGGCACGGGCGCCGAGCAGAGGGGUGCGGCAGGAGAGAGUAGACCCAAGGAGAUGAGCAGCAGCCCUUCUCUCGCAACCGUGGUCUCGUCUGAGAUAAGGGCAGGCGACGAGAUGGUGCAGAGGUGACCAUAUAGGGGGCUGAGAGUAACGGGAAAGGGAGGGUUGCGGUUGCAGAGCGAUCGGUCUGCUCUCUCCAAUCUUCUUUUGUAACGUACACCACGUAGGCAGGAUGUAACGUCAUUCAAGGAGUAAUCUUGACUGAUGCUGGUUUUCAGCA
Messenger RNA from Panicum hallii, 1663 nucleotides. Its product is annotated as probable serine/threonine-protein kinase PBL23. The transcript is spliced from 3 exons. Lineage: Eukaryota; Viridiplantae; Streptophyta; Magnoliopsida; Poales; Poaceae. Gene Ontology annotation, biological process: protein phosphorylation. The coding region runs from base 130 to 1512 and encodes 460 amino acids. Gene Ontology annotation, molecular function: protein kinase activity; ATP binding. The record is from RefSeq and is a predicted model, not a curated record.